Pistacia vera is the source of this 2292-nucleotide messenger RNA. Its product is annotated as xyloglucan galactosyltransferase XLT2. The record is from RefSeq and is a predicted model, not a curated record. NCBI's taxonomy places the organism in Eukaryota, Viridiplantae, Streptophyta, Magnoliopsida, Sapindales, Anacardiaceae. The transcript has a single exon. Bases 130 to 1797 code for a protein of 555 amino acids. Gene Ontology annotation, molecular function: galactosyltransferase activity. Gene Ontology annotation, biological process: xyloglucan biosynthetic process.
CUGAAAUACUCUCCAACCCCAACUAUUGAAGCCUAAAUUUUUCUCUCUCGGCUUUAUCAAUUUCAGUUUUUCCCAUCGCGAACCCACAUCUCAGUACCCAUUUUCCGGUCAAUCAUCGCCGGAAAUCUGAUGCUUCCGUUAUCUAAACCUUUGUCACCCGACCCAACCAAAAGACUAAAAAGCAACGAAUUGGACCGGAAGAAUUCGUUCAGUUCAUUGCUUCAAUCACCUCUCUCGAUCCACAGCCCUCGCUCAUGGCUUAUCAUCACCAUCCUCUCUCUCCAGAUAAUUCUCUUCAUAAUGCUCCGUUCCAUUUCCCUUUCUUUUACCGCCCGCCACGUCGCCGAACAACCUACCAGUACAACAACCUCCGAUAUCCAGGGAACCAUCAAGCUUAUCCCGUAUGAACCGCAACAGGAGCAUCAACAGCAGCAAGAGCAUCAACGGCUACAACAGCAUCAAGCACAACAAGAGCAUCAACGGCAACAUGAGCAUCAAUCGCAACAAGAGCAUCAACGGCAACAAGAGCAUCAACAACAACGAGAACAUCAACGGCAACAAGAGCAACCUGGGUUCAAUGUGCUCCCGGAUCAGUGCAACUCCGGGACAAUCUUCGUGUACGAUAUGCCAAAGCCUUUUAACCAAGAGCUGUUACAAAAUUGUCAUGAAUUAAGCCCAUGGGGUUCUCGUUGUGAUAUGCUGAUAAAUGACGGUUUUGGUCGAAGUGCAACUGACUUAGACGGUGUCGUACCGGCCAAUUUGAUUCCCGCCUGGCAUUGGACCGACCAGUUUGUGUCGGAGAUUAUUUUUCACAACAGGUUAUUAAACUACAAGUGUAGAACCUUAGAGCCGGAAUCUGCUACGGCGUUUUACAUACCUUUCUACGCUGGACUCGCGGUGGGAAAGUACUUGUGGUCGCAUUCAAACGCCAAGGAGCGUGAUUAUCACUGCGAUACGAUGCUGCGUUGGGUACGGGAUCAGCCGUACUUUAACCGAUCAAACGGCUGGGAUCAUUUCAUCACCAUGGGGAGAAUCUCGUGGGAUUUCAGACGGUCAAAAGACAAGGACUGGGGCUCCGGUUGCAUUUACAUGCCAGGUAUGAGAAACGUGACUCGCCUUCUGAUUGAACGUAAUCCUUGGGACUAUUUUGAUGUCGGUGUACCUUACCCCACUGGAUUACACCCUAGAUCCGACUCGGAUAUCUUGCAGUGGCAGGACUACGUUCGCAAUCGUAACCGUUCAACCCUCUUCUGCUUCGCCGGGGCGACACGUGGCACAAUCAAGAAUGACUUCCGGGGGCAGUUAUUGAGUCACUGUAAGGAGGAGUCUGGGUAUUGCAAAAUCGUGAACUGUGCAGGAACGCGUUGCUCCAACGGGACCUCGGCGAUUCUCGAAACGUUUCUUGACUCAGAUUUUUGUCUUCAACCGAGAGGUGAUAGUUUCACCCGCAGGUCAAUUUUUGACUGCAUGGUGGCUGGUUCGAUCCCGGUUUUUUUCUGGAAGCGAUCAGCUUAUUAUCAAUACCAGUGGUUUUUGCCUGAUGAACCAGGGAGUUACUCGGUUUUUAUAGAUCGUAACGCUGUGAAAAACGGGACGACGUCUAUAAGAUCCGUGCUGGCAAGUUACAGUAAAGAAGAAGUAAAGAAAAUGAGGAAUAAAGUGAUUGAUUAUAUACCCAAUUUUGUGUAUGCAAAACCCCGUGAAGGUUUAGAGACUAUAAAAGAUGCAUUUGAUGUCGCCGUUGAUGGAGUAUUGAGGAGAUUCAAGGAGCAAGAAGAGUGGGGAUACAAGUGGUAAGAAAAGAAACUGCGAGGGUUCAAAGAGGAAAUUAAUAUAAUGGAUAAUGCCGAAUUUGGUGUCAGAGAAAAUAGAUAGAAGUAUACAUGUGAUGAAGAAGAAGCUUUUAGGUAUAAUUUUUCUGAGGAGCAGCAGUUAUUAGUUAUUACCGUUUUUGUUUUUUUGUUUUUUUGAGGGUUUAAAGCUGCAUAUUAUGUGUAUUAUUAUUCUGUACAUUUUACAGAAAUUGUUUUACUACAGUUGCAAUUCUUUGAUUGAGGACUUAAAAAACUUCUGAUAAGUUGGCAGAGUGAGGCAGGCCAUUGGGAUGACUACUUAGUAAGUGAAAGUGAUGAGGAAGGAGGAGACCACCAGGGACCAUUGCUGGGCGUGGAGCCUUGGUGGCUCAACAGGAUUUGAUGAUUAGACGGCCGUUUUAGUUGCCAUUUGUGCCAGUGGUAAGAUGAAUAAGUAUCGUUUAUAAUAUAUAAUUUAUUGAUUUUAUUUGAUGGAUUA